GCUUACGUCAUACGCCUGCGCCACGUCCACCCUCUGACAUUCAAUGACAGUUUUGCACUUUUCGUAACGUUUCUCUGAUAACACGUGUGGUUAAAGCAGAACGUGUCCGCCAUGCAGAGAGCCGCGCACACAGCUUUGUACGACUGGUCUCAUGUGGUCGGUCCAGCGCUGACUCGUCAGUGUUCAAAAUGCAGAGCGCCCCUGCUGCUGAGCUCGCGUGCCUACAGCGUAAUCCCGCCCCCGCGAGACGCCGAGGAGAAGGAGAUGCUGCACCGAGUCCUGCGCGUGGACCAUGCGGGCGAAUACGGGGCCAACCGCAUCUACGCCGGCCAGAUGGCGGUGUUGGGUCGAUCCAGGAUCGGACCUCUCAUCCAGGAAAUGUGGGAUCAAGAAAAGAAACACCUCGAGAAGUUCGAUGAAAUUCUGGCUGAGAACAGAGUUCGACCCACAGCACUGUUACCCCUCUGGAAUGUCGCCGGGUUUGUGUUAGGGGCCUCCACUGCACUGCUGGGGAAAGAGGGGGCCAUGGCGUGCACUGUGGCGGUGGAGGAGAGCAUCUCCGAGCACUACAACAGCCAGAUAAGAGCUUUGAUGGAAGAGGACCCAGAGAGAUACACUGAACUUUUAAAAGUCAUAAAGGAAUUCCGAGACGAUGAGUUGGAGCAUCAUGAUACAGGACUAGAGCAUGAUGCUGAAUCGCUACCUGGAUACUGGCUACUAAAAAAUGCAAUACAGCUCGGCUGCAAAGCUGCAAUAUAUGUUUCACAACGGGUCUAAUAGUUUUCAAAGGCUUGUUUUGAUAUCUUUACUCAGUUUUUUGUAAACGGGUUCAUUUUGAAUUUUUGUCAUUGUACUUUUGCCACAUCAAAAGUAUUGUAUACAAACUUUCAUAGUUAUACACAUGAAGCUAAAUGUUAUUGCUUUGUACAGAAUAUAAUUCAUGGGCUGUUUGAGUUGGUGAGAUGACCCUUCUUAAAUUAAAUGGCAGAUCUCAACGCUGUUUGAGAGUGUAACUGUUUUAUUUAUAAAAUGAUAAGAAAAUUGGUUCAACAUUGACAUUAGAUAUAUAAUCCUAUUACUGGUUUAAAGUUCACCUGCACCUAAAGAUCUCAUGCUCGCCUUUGACCAAAAGAUAAAUACUUGUAUGAUAAGAACAUAUUGAUACUUGCACAGCCAUGCCAUCAUACCCUUCAACAAACUCCAGUUUCACAUGUAGUAGUUCAUAUAUCAAGCUGAGCAAUGACUUGUCAUCAUGGCCUAACUGCUAAGCGUCCUCACACAGCUGUUCUGGGUACAUUAGGUCACAGAGAAAGAAGGACUGACAAGAGGCUUGUCCAGGAGCCCCUAAUCUAUUAGGCCUUUCAGCAGGUCGAGCAAAGUGUUCAUUCCCCUCCGAGUCGGUAUCAGUUUGUCCUCAGUGUACAAUGAUACUGACCCGGGCCUUUUUACCUGUGAAUUGGCCUUUUCCAGCGCUGGGGACAUGGCGGUGUAGUGAUUAAUUGUCAGUGGCAGGAGCUGAUGGGGCUUAAAUGAAAUCCUUUGAUGGUAAUUUGUCUCUUGGAUCUAGCAGCAAGAUGUGAGGGUUGCAUGUGGCUUGGAUUUUGACACAAUGUCGCUUUUAUAUAAGCUUCUAUUAUGAGCCAGAGUUACAUAAAGAACCAUUGAAAUUAGAGGGACCUAUAACAACAUCAUAUCUGAUGCUCAAAUGCCAAAAAGUAUCCCUUUCCAGCUUCUCAUUUCUGUGGAUUAGUUGCUUUGCCUCUUCAUUAAGUGAUUAUAAUAAUGAUAAUAAAGUGAAUUUCUUAAGGUU
Molecule: messenger RNA, 1810 nt
Organism: Hippoglossus stenolepis (Pacific halibut)
Lineage: Eukaryota; Metazoa; Chordata; Actinopteri; Pleuronectiformes; Pleuronectidae
Gene: coq7
Product: coenzyme Q7 homolog, ubiquinone (yeast)
Exons: 6
Coding region: 112-777 (221 amino acids)
Biological process (GO): determination of adult lifespan; regulation of reactive oxygen species metabolic process; regulation of gene expression
Cellular component (GO): nucleus; mitochondrial inner membrane
Molecular function (GO): 3-demethoxyubiquinol 3-hydroxylase activity
Source: RefSeq, a predicted model, not a curated record